Messenger RNA from Rhopilema esculentum, 3651 nucleotides. RefSeq lists its product as uncharacterized. The record is from RefSeq and is a predicted model, not a curated record. Gene Ontology annotation, cellular component: mRNA cleavage and polyadenylation specificity factor complex. Lineage: Eukaryota; Metazoa; Cnidaria; Scyphozoa; Rhizostomeae; Rhizostomatidae. Gene Ontology annotation, molecular function: protein binding. Gene Ontology annotation, biological process: mRNA 3'-end processing.
UUACAUAUGCGUAUCCUAGCCAUGCAACUGGGUCUCUUACACUGUUUCAAGAUAUUCUUUGCAAGUUUAGCGGGAAGGUAUAAUCAGACAUGAAAAAGCAUUUCUGCCUAACACAAAGUGGAUUGGUACUGUUAUUCUCUGAAUGAACAAUUGUUCUAGCUUUUUAAACCUUGAAGUGUGAUAGCCCUUCGUAAAUGGACCGCUAGGACCAAGAAGUGCAUUUCUCGUCUCCGGCCUAAGAAGAAGAACAAUAAUUCCUGAAAAGAAGCACAUCGAAAUAUUUGAAACUUCUUUAUAACAUCUAAUAUUCGAAGACCGGAAAGGAGUUCGUUAGAGUUUGUAUUAUAUUUGUACAUAUGAGAAGAUAUCAGUUUUGUGGAAUAGUUGGUCAAUCAGUCAUGGAGUUUGUUCGAGUUUGUUUGUUGUAAUAAAAUGUCAUUUGGGAAAUUUUAGACCAAUACAGCCUCACAAACGAGUCAGAAAUAUACCCCAAUUCAAAAUGAUGACACAGACUGUGCCACCACCCCGGCCAUACAAGUUCUUUGGACCACAAGCAAUCGGAAAUGCACCUCCAGGAGCAAACAUGAUGGUUGCACAGCAAAGGCUGCCAGUUCCAAACAUGUAUGCAUCAUUUAAUCAAUUUAAGCAUGUAAACGUGCCUCCACCGAAUAUGUCUAUACCCCCACCAACGAUAGUGGAUCCCCUUAAUGCCCAGCAGAUGCCAGCUGUACACCAAGCACCCUUUCUAGGACAGCAGUCUUUAGACUUUGAUGCAAGAAAGCAACAGAGAAAGAGUCAGCGCAGAACAGUGGACUAUAAUGCGUCUAUUGUGCAACAAGUCAAGAAUCGUGUCUGGAGGAAGACAUCUUCAUCUGUACCCUCUAUUCAGCCAGAUGUCCAAUAUUAUGUUGAUCUGGCAAGUCCGAAAAGUAUUAUUGAAAAUCCAGUGAAUGCUGUUACAACAAGAUUUGUGAGGACGGCAACCAACAAAAUCAGAUGUCCAGUUUUCAGUCUUUCAUGGACGCCAGAGGGAAGACGAUUGAUAACAGGAUCAAGUAGCGGAGAAUUCACUCUUUGGGGAGGACUGACUUUCAAUUUCGAAACCGUUCUACAGGCUCAUGAUUCUGCUGUUAGGACAAUGGAAUGGAGUCAUAACGACACGUGGUUGCUUUCUGCUGAUCAUUCUGGAUAUGUUAAAUAUUGGCAAAGUAAUAUGAAUAAUGUUAAGACUCUACCAGCACACACAGAACCUGUCAGAGGAGUUGGAUUCUCACCAACUGACAACAAAUUUGCAACGUGUAGUGAUGAUGGUACUGUCAAGAUCUGGGAUUUCUACAGAUGCCAAGAAGAGCGCGUCUUGAGGGGCCAUGGAGCUGAUGUUAAAUGCCUUGAUUGGCACCCGUCAAAAGGACUACUUGUCUCUGGCAGCAAAGACAGCCAGCAGCCACUGAAGCUAUGGGAUCCCAAGUCAGGAAGCAGUCUUUGUACAAUACAUAUGCAUAAAAGUACAGUGAUGGACCUACAGUGGAACAGAAAUGGUGACUGGCUGCUCACUGCAUCACGUGAUCAUUUGAUAAAAGUCUUUGACAUAAGAGCCAUGAAAGAAAUUCAGACAUUCAGAGGCCACAAGAAAGAAGCCACUGCUGUUGACUGGCACCCAGUGCAUGAAUCGCUGUUUGCUAGUGGUGGCUCUGAUGGCGCAAUUAUGUUCUGGAACAUGGGUUCUAUUAAAGAGGUCGGAUCUAUGGACCACGCACACGAUGCUAUGAUCUGGUCAGUCAGAUGGCACCCUCUUGGUCACAUCUUGGCUUCUGGCUCGAAUGACCACACUUGUAAAUUUUGGACAAGAAAUCGGCCUGGAGACAAAAUGAAAGAUAAAUACAAUUUGAAUACGAAUCCACUUGGGGAUGAUGAUUAUGAAUACGACAUACCAACUGCCAAUGAAACUUCUGAUCUAAACGUAUCUGAUUUGAACUCAAGUGCUGUAGAAGAGUCAGUUCCUGGCCUCGCAAUGGGAGCUGCGGGAUCCAGUUUAGCUAUACCGGUAGCAAAGGCAGAAGGUAUCCCAGGGAUAGACAUGCAGUUUCCUUCUGCUGACAAAGUAAAAGAACAACAAGAGGCGAAACAGAAAAUGCUUCAGUCAGCUCGGCAAUCAGGGUUCAAGCUUCCAAACCUCCAAGCUGGCAGCGCCGGGAACCAAUUAAAUGCGAGCGCCCUACCAUUUGAGCCGAAUUUGUCUAUUCCGCCCAGUCGACAGCUUAGCAGCCAAGCAGCACGAACUGUCUCGUCUGCUCCCGGGCUUCUUCCUACUCCAGACAAGUUGUCAAUGAUCGUUCCACCUCCAGAUACAAAGGGAAUAUUUGAUCCUCUAACAAUUCAACCAGGCUUUGUAAUAGAUGCUUUAGAGGUGUGGACUAACGACAAGGCACUUACUGAAGAUGCAUCACAUGGAGAAAAUAGGGCUAAAAAACGUACAAGGAGGCCUGAAAUGCCAGGAAGGAGUCGUUUUCCAAGUGAAAGCCGUGAAUAUGGUGGAAAAGAGCUCAGGCAAAGUUUCGACCAAAGUCAAGAGGAAUAUGGCAAUGAAAACGUAGAGACUGACAAUGAAAAUAGAUCUCAAAACUUUGGCUGGAGAGAUGGCCCUGACGAUAGGCGAAUGUCAAACCACCCACAAGGUGCCUGGAUGAAAGGUCCUCCACCCAACGUAGCUGAAGAUUCUGGUGGAAUUCGACCUUCAGCCCAACAGUUUCGUGGAAGGCCACCCACUUCUUCUGAAGGCUUUCCUCCAAAGGAGCAAAGAAUGGGUAGCACCUCAUUUCAUGGAAAAGGGGGUAAUCCCUCUAAUGAAUCUAUGUCGAAUGAUCCACAGCUUGAAGAAGGGGGUCAGUGGGGUAAGGGUCCUGAAAUUAUGAACCGUCGUGACGGACCUGGAUCACGUGGAAGGGGGCGUGGUUUUCCACCUAUGCAUCGGCAGGGUCCCAGUGGUGGACAUGGUGACAACAACAAGCAGUUCUUCGUUGAUGAGUAUGGGAACAGAAAGGCUGUUGAAGAGCGCAUGGAAGAGCCAUGGAGAGGCAGAGGUAGGGGGCAAGGCCUGCCAAAUAAUGGAUUUGAGGGAAAAAAUAUCGAGUCAGAAGAUAAGGAUAGUGACUGGAAUGACCCAAAUUUUAUCCCACAUCGAAGAGGGCCCCAUCCAUUGUUGCUAAGAGGCCACCAUACCCAAGGACCAAGGCGGUUUCCUACGCCAAACACUGGUAGGCCGCCAUUCGAUAGUCGUGGACCUCCUAUUCGCCAAGGUGCUCCUCAGCCGCGUAUGGCACCUCAUUUUCGUCCAGGCCCUGCACAGCGUCAGUCCCCGAAUGGGCCUCCAAACAAAGACAUGAAUGACUCUGGACACCCAAAUGAACUGCAUGGCCUGGGUAUAAGACCAAGUAGCAAAAUGGGUGGGUCUUUAGACAGUAAACAUCCAGUUAGUGAUGUUAAUAAUUGGCCAAAUAACAGGACGGGUAUGGGCAGGUAGAUUCAGUGUAAUGUUUCAGUUUCUGUUAUGUUAGUAAAAUGCUUUAUGUUAGUAAAAUCUAAGACAAAAACGAGCCACCUUGUGAAAAAUACUUUUAUCAUAUAAAUAGGCCAGUUUUCUUGUCUCUUAAA